UGCAAUGUAUCCGAUUUAGUGGAAGUGGGUAGGAUAAAAUUUUGACAUUUCUGAAAUUUCGGUGGUUCCGUUUCGUCGUGGAGAAGAGAGUAUGUGGGAAAUGGUCGUGUUUUAGACUAUAAAAAAAACUAUAUCAAACGUAGUUAUUUAAGUUAGUUGUUCAUAAUUAAGUCAUUUGUGUUAUCUAUAAAAAAAACCGUGCCUUUCGUGUGUGUGAACCUUCAUUAGAUAUCUAAGACAGAUUUGUGCCCAGGGAGGAAGAUGACGGCUUUUAUCUACGAUAGUGUUAUGGUUUCUGUAUAAUAGUGUUUAUUAUUCAAAAUGACUACGACUACAAAAUCGGCGAAAGUAUCUUUGAAACCGAUUGAAGUACCUAAAGCUUUGCAAGAAGGAGAGAAAUUUAUUAAGUGGGAUGAGGACUCAGGAACGGGCCUCCCAGUCACUCUACGAGUGGACCCUAAGGGGUUUUUCUUGUACUGGACCGAUCAGAACAUGGAGGUGGAGAUGCUGGACAUUGCAACAAUUAGAGAUGUGAGGACUGGAGUUUAUGCUAAAUUGCCAAAGGAUCAGAAGACGCGGAAUGUGGUCCUUAUCGGAUCCCAGGGGUCGCUGGAGGAGAAAACGGUCACCGUGUGUUAUGGCGCUGACUUCGUUAACAUCACCUUCGUGAAUUUCUGCUGCACGAGAAAGGAGAUAGCGAAGAUGUGGACGGAGGAGCUUUUCACUUUGGCGUACAAUCUGAAUCAAUUCAACAAUCCUACGAUAAAGUUUCUAGAAAAGCUGCACACGAAGAUCGUCCUGAAAGCAGACAAGUCAGGGAAAAUACUAGUGAAGAACAUCGUCCGCCUGUUCGCACAAAACAAGGAAGAUAAGAAGCGGGUCGAGAAAGCGCUGAGCGAGUCGGGGCUGCCGACGGGGAAGAACGACACCAUCAGCCAAUCCAAGUUCCAGUUUGAGGAUUUCUUUGCCUUCUACAAAAGCCUCACCCAGCGAACGGAAGUUCAGAAGAUCUUUAAUAAUCUCACCGACGGGAAGCCGUACUUGUCGGCCAACCAAUUGGUCGAUUUCCUCAACGACGUACAAAGGGAUCCACGUUUAAAUGAAAUUCUUCAUCCUUACGCCGAUAUUCAGCGAGCCAGAGACCUUAUAAAGGCUUACGAGCACAACAAAUAUCACCAGCAGCGCUCGCAAUUAACGUUCGACGGAUUUUUAAGGUUUCUAAUGUCGGAAGAUAAUCCAAUAGUGGCUCCGAACAAACUGGACCUGUGUGACGACAUGGACCAGCCGCUCGCGCACUACUUCAUCAACAGCUCGCACAACACGUACCUCACGGGCCACCAGAUCACGGGGAAGUCAAGUGUGGAGAUUUACAGGCAGGGACUUCUAGCGGGUUGCAGGUGCGUAGAGCUGGACUUUUGGAAUGGCAGAACAGAAGAACCCGUCAUUGUUCAUGGCUACACGUUCGUCCCAGAGAUCAGCGCCAAAGAAGUCUUGGAAGCGAUAGCCGAGAGUGCGUUCAAGACCUCCGACUAUCCCGUAAUACUGAGCUUCGAGAACCACUGCAACCCGCGCCAGCAGGCCAAAAUUGCCAAUUACUGUAGAGAUAUAUUCGGAGAAAUGCUUCUCGACAAAGCACUAGAUUCUCAUCCACUCGAACCAGGAGGAGAGCUCCCGCCGCCAGCGAUGCUCAAGAACAAAAUUAUAAUUAAAAACAAGAAGAAACAUCAUCACCAUCACAAGAAAGAGGAGCCCGCGGCGGAGGAGGGCGAUAGGAGCGAAGCAGUGCCGCAGGGGAACGGGGAGCCGCAGGGGCGCGGGCCGCUGGUCCGCCAGGGCUCGAAGGAGUCGUCGUCGUCGUCGGAGUCCGAGAGCUCCAGCGAGGAGGAGGGCGGCGGGGAGGCGGAGGGCGCGGCGGAGGAGGCGCGCGAGACGCACGCGGCCGCCGAGAUCUCCGCGCUCGUCAACUACGUGCAGCCCGUGCACUUCUCCUCCUUCGAGAACGCCGAGAAGAAGAACCGAUUCUAUGAGAUGUCAUCGUUCGACGAGAAGCAGGCGACCACGCUGCUCAAAGAGCGGCCGAUCGAGUUCGUGAACUACAACAAGCACCAACUGUCGCGCGUGUACCCCGCGGGGACUCGGUUCGAUUCGUCGAACUUUAUGCCACAGGUAUUCUGGAAUGCAGGUUGUCAGCUCGUGGCUCUCAAUUAUCAAACGUUAGACCUCGCGAUGCAGCUAAAUUUGGGAACAUUUGAAUACAAUCGUCGAUGUGGAUAUCUACUUAAACCGGAGUUUAUGAGAAGAAAGGACCGUCGCUUGGAUCCCUUCGCGGAAAGUACAGUAGACGGUAUAAUCGCCGGCUCGCUCUCGGUGAGCGUGGUGUCCGGGCAGCUGCUGACCGACAAGCGGACGGGGACCUAUGUGGAAGUGGACAUGUUCGGUCUGCCGGCCGACACAGUCCGGAAGAAGUUUCGGACGAAGGUGGUUCCGAACAACGGCAUCAAUCCCGUGUAUGGAGACGAGCCGUUUGUGUUCAAGAAGGUGGUGCUGCCCGAGCUGGCCAUGCUGCGCAUCGCGGCGCACGAGGACAGCGGGCGCCUGCUGGGCCACCGCGUGCUGCCCGUGCUGGGCCUGUGUCCCGGCUACCGCCACGUGGGCCUGCGCGCCGAGCUGGGCCUGCCGCUGCCCGCCAGCCUGCUGCUGCACGUGCGCGUCAAGGACUACGUGCCCGACCGCCUGUCGGAGCUGGCGGAGGCGCUGGCCAACCCCAUCAAGUACCAGAGCGACAUGGAGAAGCGCUCGCACCAGCUGGCCGUGCUCACGGACGACACGGACGAGCCCGCGCGCGCCGAGCCCGUGCGCCGCCCGCUGUCGCACCUCGGGGCCGCCACGCGUCCAGAUUGCAGUAUGGACGGCAGCCCGAACAAAGUGAACACCAGCAUAGAGAAGAUUCCGAACGAGACCGAGAACAGCCAGCAGCCGACUGAUCCCGAAAAAGACACUCAAGGUGAAAAAGACGAAGCGGAGACGAAGUGGAACGGAAGCGGAAACACGGAGGAGGACUUCACGGAGGCGCUGGACGCGCUCCUGAACAGCAAAGUGGUCCGGGAGAAGAGAGCCGAGCUGGCGCGGAAGCUGGAUGCCCUGAGGCGGAAGAGCGCCAGGACCAAACCCGUGUCCGCCAAGUUCUUCGUCAAGAGGCUGUCCACGCGAAACAUGAGCGAGCCGGCGCCCGCCGACGACGCCGACGCCGGCGCCGCCGAGAGGGAGCUGCGCCUGCGGUACCACCACGCGAUAUACGCGGCGCUGGAGAAGACCCUGCGCAACGAGCAGCAGCAGCAGAUGAAGGCUUUGACGGACCUGCUGGAGGCGGAAAAAAAGGAAAUUUUGAACAAAUUGGCGAACUCGCGGAAGGAGGACGUCAAGGCGCUGUCGAAGAAGACCAACCGCGACAAGGACGAGAUCCUGAGGAUAAAGAGGGAGAUCCACUCGCAGUCGGUGGAGCGCGGCGUGGCGGAGUGCUCGCGCCUGGAGCACGCGCACGCGCGCCGCCGCGAGCAGCUGGCGCGCGCGCACGAGCGCCGCCACCACGCGCUGCUGCUGCGCCGCGACCAGGAGCUGCUGGAGCUGGAGCGCCUGUGCGGCGGCGCGCCCGACGGGUAGGCGGCCGCCGCGCGUCUCGGAAUCUGUGAUAUUACCACCUAAGGAGGAGGCCGCCGGCGACGUGCGCACCCGGGCGAGCGGGCCCCGCGCGAUCCCUCGAGUCGGAGUCGGCGCGGCGGAAUGUUUCCCAUUUCUGUUCGUUCGCAUCGUGUGAGCCAGAGUGGCCGGUGGUGAAUAAGACGAACGGUGACUCUCACUGCUGGGUCGGUCUUUUGCCCUCUCGAGUCUCGACACCUCACGUGUUCGUCGAGGCUCUCGCCGAGAGCAUUCGCGGGUGACGGCACGCAGCCGUGCGGCGCCGCGCAGUCGCCGCCCGCCGCGCCGCCCGCGCGCCGCGCCCCGUCGCCCCGUCCCCCCUCGCCCCCUCGCCCGGCGAGUGCCGGCGCCGCCUCGUCUCGUGUCGUAAACGGGAGCGUCUCUUCGAUCGCGACGUAGGGAUGGAUGUAUCAAUAAAUAUAUGUUUAUCUUAUUGAGGGAUCUUUUUUAAUGUUCCCCUACGUAAAAACGUUUAAUAAAAACACGUGAGGAGAUUGGUAGGGAUGUUAUAAUUGUUUAAAGUUCGGUUUAUAAGACCAUAACGUGUCUAGAGGUUUAUAUUUUCACUAUAACAUAUUUCUACACGUUUUUACCGGGAAGUGUACUCUAGUAGUAGUUCGUUAUACACAGCUGAAGUGUGAAGUUUUGAUGUAUGUCCUAAUCGUAUUAAAAUAUCGCCGGUUCGGUCAAGAGAAAGAAAUAUUUUACGAUGUCUCUCUCGGAUGUGCGACCGCGGCACGGGAGUUAUAAACACUUACUUUAAAACUUUAACAUAUUUCUUAACUUCUAGACUAACUAUAAACUUUCAAUGAAAUUUUAUUUUUUAUUCGAAAUUUGUAAUAUUGAUAGCGAUUUUUGGAAGAUUUUAUAGCUCUUCUACAAAGCUUCUCUGUCCACUCUAGAACUGUUUGUGAAGAUUAUAAUCAUUUUAUUAAAAAUAUAGUUCUAAGAUUCGUCCACUCCGCUUGUCGCCCGUCGCUUGUUCGCGCUACGGGUACGGCUCUUCCGAUCCCUGGGCUGUACUACGCGUCAUGCAAAUACAAAUAUACCUGAACUUUACUAGUCUAAGCCCUUCAUUCAAAAUACAAAACCGCUCGCUUGCUUUCCAACAGAGGUGUGUUGGUACAUUAAUUCUUUAUUCAUAGUUCCUAUAAUAACAGUUCGUGCGUUUUUGUAAAUCCCGGAAAUGUAUUAUCGUAUUAUAUGAUGAUACAAUCUCAUUUUUUAUUCCGAGGAAUGUAUUAAACGAGUUAACAUAAGAUACAGGACAAAACUAUUAUACGAGUCACUUCGGGGUUAACCUGUAAAGUCCAAUUUACUCAGCAGCACAACUAAUGUAACUAAAAUUUUAUUUUCACAUUGUCGGUUCGAUGACGUCCUGCCCGUCCGAGCGAGCGGUUAAGUUAAGAUUUCGAUCGGAAAAUGAUUCUAACUGUAGCACAUACAAUUCUUCUAUUGCUAAAGAAAAAACUUUUAUUAAUCGAAUGAAUUCGUACCUUAGCUUCUUUUUUGUAAUGGAAUAGUUAUUAACAUUCUGUUCCAAAAGAUAAAAGUCAAACGAGACAAGCGGAGUGAGUCUAGUGAUUAACACACUUCUUAUGAUGUACUUGUAAGUAUUCCGAGAUGGGUUGUGAACAUAAUGGGCGGCGCGAAGCUGCAGACUGACUGCAGCUCGGGAGACCGGAGCCUAAGCCGCGUUUCCGAUUUCUACAAAACUGUAAUACGUAAGCUAUGUAAGAAGUAAAGGUCGUUCAUGUUAACAUUUUAUUAGAAAAUGAACCUUACCCUCUAUAUAAUACGGUCACAUUUGCAACUUACUGAUGUACUGAAUUAAUCAUAAAUAAUAAUUAAUAAAAUAUUUAGUAAAAAUGAUUAUAGAAUUUUGAAGUAAUCUUGCGGAACUAAAAUACACGAUAUACCUCUCGUCAUAGUGCGCAGUGUUCUCCACCUGGCCGCCAGUUAGGGCUUAGGUUUAGGUCACAUACCGACAUUAAUACUUGUUAAUAUACUAUUUUUAGUAAUGCCAUAUGGAAACUUGGCUUUACCCAUGCCGUCUAGCGCUUCGGAUUAAAUCGUUGUUAUGUUGAAGGGAAACAGAAUCGAGGUCACUUUAAUAUUUUAAGGUACAAAGUCAGUCAGUCGGCACAAAUAACUCAUAAUGAGACUUGGGCAUGUUGUCCUGUGAUAUUGGAAACUGCAGAUACGUCACUGUUCCACGAUUACGACCCUCGAGGGAAUUUACGAUAUUGUGUCAUAAUAUAAUAACAAACUAUUAAAUGAUUUCAGGAACGAUACGCACCGGUGACGUUAUAUAUUUAUUUCUGAUGGGUUUCCCCACGUGUUGCGUUUCUCUGGUACUGAGGUAAUCAUUAAGGUAUCAUAGCAGUAUCAACCGCGUGUUUAGAUUAUUGUGAUUAUUUGUUAUCAUUUCAUAGAUUAUUGUUGUUUUUGUUGAUUUCGAUUUAUUUUAAACUUUGUGUCAAAUAGAUUUUGUAUUUACCUGAAAAUUGAUUAUGCAAUACGCAUGCACGUCUGUAUUUCGUUAGCAUGUAAACAUUGUCAACAUAAAUAAAAAAAAAUCAGAACGAUUUAUUGUUUCAUGAAUAUAAUUAAUAUUUAUAAAGGUUUAAAACUUAAGUAUUACAUUUUUUGAAAUAUAAAAUAAAAUGAUAAUGUUUCUGUAAUAAGUGGUAUUUGUUUAUUAACUGCCAUAUUAACAUUUAAAACUGUACUUAUUAAGGUCAUUGUUGUUAACUGCGCGAAAUUUGUUGCGGUAUGCGAUAUAAAUAUUCAAAAGACAAAUAAUGAGGACGCAAGUACAAAUAGCAACGUAUUUUUUUAAAUAAUGAAUAAAUAGUUAAACAAUCCAAAUGUAUACGCACAGAGAGGGAGAGUGAGACACCUGCACACACGCUCAAGCACACACGCACACACGCACACAAAAAUACACUAAUUUACACGCGCCCUCACAAAGCUGAUUCACUAACACAGAGAAACGCACAAGAGAUAGAGAGAGAGGAACAUGUGAACAGAAGUCGGCUAGCAGUCGAGUUAUGGUCACGUGACGCCCGCUGGACGCACCGCGAGACUAUCUCAUCAUCGAUCUCAGACUCAUCGCUUGUGUCUUGUUGUAUGAUACGCGUGUUAGUAAUUAAAGGAUUGCCACGUCAUUGUAUGAAAUUGAAAUAUGUCGGUUAUUUCGUACUUGCGCCGACGUUAUUCGUCCGUGUCGAUUUGCGUUGAGAAGAGAAGUCUAGGCGGCUCUCACACUGAAUAGUUCUAGUCAUUUUUAAUUCCUGUGUUGUUGUACACACGAUUAAGUAUGCCUGUAUAUGGGUAGACAAUAUAAUAUAUUAAUCAAUAUGAAUGUUAUGAAUAUAUUAUUAUAUCAUAUAGGUGAAACUUAUCUAUUAAAUUUGAUGUCUGUUCU
Molecule: messenger RNA, 7126 nt
Organism: Vanessa tameamea
Lineage: Eukaryota; Metazoa; Arthropoda; Insecta; Lepidoptera; Nymphalidae
Gene: Plc21C
Product: 1-phosphatidylinositol 4,5-bisphosphate phosphodiesterase classes I and II
Exons: 21
Coding region: 322-3660 (1112 amino acids)
Biological process (GO): release of sequestered calcium ion into cytosol; lipid catabolic process; phosphatidylinositol-mediated signaling
Molecular function (GO): phosphatidylinositol-4,5-bisphosphate phospholipase C activity; calcium ion binding
Source: RefSeq, a predicted model, not a curated record